AUGUCAUUCUGCAGGCUGCGCACCCACCAGUGGUGUUUCCUGCUUUUCAAUGUGCUCUUGUUCCAUGCUCUGCUCUUUGGCGCCGAUUUCGUGGAGGAAUACCUCCUCCAGCCAGCUCCAAGGACCUACAUGGAUGCAAAAGUGCUGGAAAUACGAGAGCAGGCCCGGAAGCUUGACAUGAAUGCAGUAAGGGCAAAUGACACUCAUUGGUAUGUUAUCAGCAACCCUCGGGUCUGCACCGACCAAGAUGUCUUUCUGCUAACGCUGGUCUUCAGCACUCCUGAAAACUCCAGCCGCCGGGAGAACAUUCGAGGGACAUGGGCUAACCGCACUCAUGUGCAGGGGUUCCUCGUCCAGACACUGUUCUUGCUGGGGUCUUCCCAUUCACCCACCACCCAAGCUGCUAUUAUGGUGGAAUCCAAGCAUUAUGCAGACAUCAUCCAAGGGUGGUUCAUCGACUCCCACAAGAACUUGAUUUCCAAGACUGUUCUGGCAAUGCAGUGGGCAGUUACAUAUUGCCCUUUUGCCCGAUUCAUCUUGAUAACUGAUGAGAGUGCAUUCAUUAACAUCCUGGCCCUAGGGGAGUACCUCCUGACCCUCCGCAGGCACCCAGAGGAUCUAUACAUGGGUCGCGUAGUGCACCAGGACAUGCCAGACCGGGAUCCUCGGAGCACACGCUACGUCUCUCCAAACCAGUACUCUCACAAGUACUUCCCAGACUACUGCGCAGGCUUGGCCUUUGUGGUGUCCCAGGAUGUGGCACGGAAGGUGUACGUGGCCUCGUCAGGUGUGGUGGCCCCUGUACCAUAUGACGUUUUUGUGGGUUUGUGUGCCCAGCGUGCUGGUGUGGUGCCAACUCACAGCUUCCGCUUUUCUGGGGAGAGGCACAUCCACUACAACAUCUGCUGCUAUCGCUUUCUCUUCAGCUCAGCUGAUGUUGGGACCAGUGAGUUGCCUCUCAUCUGGAAUGAUCUGCAAAGCAAAGGGAAUUGCUCCAUGCUGGUAACCUACUAUGGACUAGUGAAAUGCAAGGUUCUCACCUAUCUGGAUAAACUCUCCUUUUCCAAUGCCAGGCCAUAA
Messenger RNA from Scleropages formosus (Asian bonytongue), 1080 nucleotides. It is a transcript of the gene b3galt9, whose product is annotated as beta-1,3-galactosyltransferase 9. Gene Ontology annotation, cellular component: Golgi membrane. Gene Ontology annotation, molecular function: hexosyltransferase activity. Bases 1 to 1080 code for a protein of 359 amino acids. The record is from RefSeq and is a predicted model, not a curated record. Gene Ontology annotation, biological process: protein O-linked glycosylation. The transcript has a single exon. NCBI's taxonomy places the organism in Eukaryota, Metazoa, Chordata, Actinopteri, Osteoglossiformes, Osteoglossidae.